This is a messenger RNA of Myzus persicae (green peach aphid), 1678 nucleotides long. Its product is annotated as mesoderm induction early response protein 1-like. The transcript has 2 exons. Gene Ontology annotation, cellular component: nucleoplasm. Gene Ontology annotation, molecular function: histone deacetylase binding; transcription corepressor activity. NCBI's taxonomy places the organism in Eukaryota, Metazoa, Arthropoda, Insecta, Hemiptera, Aphididae. The record is from RefSeq and is a predicted model, not a curated record. Gene Ontology annotation, biological process: negative regulation of transcription by RNA polymerase II. Bases 366 to 1112 code for a protein of 248 amino acids.
UUUAAAAAAUCAACUUCAUUGUUGGCGAACGUUCAAUUGCAUUCAUAGGAACUUAAUAAUUUUUUGCUCUAUUUAUUCGUAUAGUAACUAUAGUCACCCACAGGCCACAGCCCACAGUCAUAGAUAAUUAGUAAAUACAACGUAGGUAUAAUCAAUGACGAAUGUUUGGACGAAUCCAAGAUUAACGUCAUAAUUUUAAUAAGUAAAAUGAGUGUUUCGAUUGAGCUUAUUGUUUAUACCAAUAACACCCGUCGGUUAUCAUUAUCCGCCAAAACAAUACCAAUGUUAAUCGCUAUUCACUAUUACCUAUUUACCAGGCUACGAAUUAUGAUGCACAUAUUAUCUAAAUUUGAAAUCUUAUAAUUAUGUCCAAGCGAGUAACAAACGAUCGCCCUGAUUAUUCUGAUCCUACUGAUGAUAGUGAUGGCAGUGAUUUUGAUGAAGUGAAGAAGAAAACAAUAAUGGUUGGGAGCGAUUAUCAAGCACAAAUUCCUGAUGGAUUGUCCAAGUAUGGAGAUGAUCCACCAUACCAAAACGUUGAUAAACUUCUCUGGGAUCCUCAUAAUACAACUGAUGCAGUUAUUGCUGACUACCUACAUCAUAUUCAUCAAAUUUCCCACGGUUCAAAUAUAUUACCGAAAGGUAAGCAUGUACGAGAUGAUGAAAAUGCUUUAUUUUUACUUUUGCAAUGUGGGUUUAAUACUGAGGAAGCAUUACGCCGAGUUUCAUUAAAUGAUCAAAUGUUUGGUCGAAGAGCCAUGAUGGUGUGGUCAGAAGAAGAAUGCAAAAAUUUUGAAAAUGGUAUUCGCUGCUUUAAUAAAAACUUCUAUCUGAUUCAGCAGCACAGGGUUACUACAAGAACAGUUGGUGAACUUGUUCAUUUUUAUUAUUUAUGGAAAAAAACAGAAAGACAUGAUGUGUUUGCUAGCAAAGAACGACUUGAAAAGAAAAAAUAUGCUCUUCAACCCGGUAUUACAUUUUAUGAAGACGGAGAAAACUCUGUACUUAAUCAAAAGACAAAUCAAGUUGGAAAUUGUUUAAUUUACUGUGAUCCAAAACGGUUACAACGGAUGGAAACAUCAGGUGUGCAUGUCACUCUUGUGGAUAACUAAAGGGUUUGUUAAAAAUUAGUUAUUAUGUUAAUAAAUUUAAGUAUAAAUAAGACGUUCCUCUAACCAUUUACUGUAACUUUUAAGGUGAGGAUGUACUACAUUUCUAUCAAGUAUUAUUAAUAUUAUAUUUUCCAAAUUAUUAUGUAAUAUUUAAUGUUGAUGUGUUAAAAUGUUACCUGGAAUAGUGUUUUUAAGACGUCUUAGUAAUGAGCACAUGAAAGGCAAUUAUAAGUAAAAAAUACCUAACAGGGUAAAUCCAACAUAAUUGAAAAAUUAUAAUUUGUUUCUGAUGCAUUAAUUAGUUUGAAUAUUACCCUAAAUGAAUAGAAUACAGUUAGAAUAUUUCCUAUUGUUUUUAAUAGAAAAGUAAGCAAUAUUCAUUCUGAUUAUUAACUAAUUUGUUUAGUUAAUAUUGAGGAAUUUUAACUAAUAAUGUAACUAAUUAUAUAGUACACAUUUACUAAACGUUUUGAUAUGCCAGUUUUAUUGUAUAAAUGGUACGGUAAUUAAUAUUUUUUUAAAUAACAGUUAAAGAUAAAUAUCCAUAAAUGAUUUUAAUAUAUGAU